Messenger RNA from Cucurbita pepo subsp. pepo (vegetable marrow), 371 nucleotides. The record is from RefSeq and is a predicted model, not a curated record. Lineage: Eukaryota; Viridiplantae; Streptophyta; Magnoliopsida; Cucurbitales; Cucurbitaceae.
AUGGUGCAACAAUCUUGGAGCAGAUGGAUGUUGACAAUCAAAUUGCAAAAUUGAUGGUUGAGUUAUCCCGAAGUCAGGAUUAUGAAAUUGGUGAUGGCACCACUGGUGUGGUUGUAAUGGCCGGUGCACUCUUAGAACAGGCUGAGCGAUUAUUAGAACGUGGAAUUCAUCCUAUUCGAGUUGCAGAGGGUUAUGAACUGGCCUCCAGGAUAGCUGUUGACCAUCUGGAGCAUAUUGCCCAGAAGUUUGAUUUUGGAGAAACGAACUUAGAACCUUUGAUUCAAACUUGCAUGACCACUUUAUCGUCAAAGAUUGUGAAUCGUUGUAAGCGCAAUCUAGCAGAAAUUGCCGUGAAAGCGGUUGUUGCAUGA